Molecule: messenger RNA, 6426 nt
Organism: Apodemus sylvaticus (European woodmouse)
Lineage: Eukaryota; Metazoa; Chordata; Mammalia; Rodentia; Muridae
Product: cation channel sperm-associated targeting subunit tau-like
Exons: 9
Coding region: 1-6426 (2141 amino acids)
Source: RefSeq, a predicted model, not a curated record
AUGGAAAAAUCUCCACAUUUUUCAGAUGUGUUAAUAAUGCCUGAUAAACCCUUCGAAGAAUUAAACACAAAUAAAAAAGGGAGACCUUCCUUCGAGUUAAGGAAAUCUUGGGAAAGGCGUCCUACUGACAUUGUCUGUAGUCUCCGAAAGGUGGCUUUUGCACAAAAAGAGUACACCAUACCAGUUUGCAAAGCAGAAACUACAGAAUUCAAACCCAAACAUCAGUUUCAGAAACUCAGCAAGAGUGGUCUUGAUCCUUUUCUAAGAAACAUAAACAGCAAAAUGUCAUUCAGAAAGAAGAAAGAUCACGAUGAUGGAUACAGACAUCUAAGCACGUUAAGUACAGAGAUUUUAGAGCAUGAAGAUCAAGAUCCUCCUUACCCAGAACAUUCAGGAUCUGCAGGAUCUGAUACAAUAUGGGCUGAAAAUCCUAGCCCUUUCACAGUCCAGAUGGCAAACAAGCAUAGCUUGCCUCCUGACCCUAUUACAGCCACAAUAAUGAUUUCAGACAGGAAGAAUAAGCUGUCACUUGAUAGUGCUUUCAACUCGGCAAACAAUUCAAAUACAAAGAGUAUCUUUGCAAGUGAUAAUCCUGUUGUCAGCCUAACAAAGCUUUCAGAUUCAGAUAAUAAACUGUUAACUGAUUCUAGUUUUAAUACCACACAGCCUUCAAAUAGAAGGCUGUCCAAGGACUCAAAUUCCAAUACAACCCAGCCUUCAGAUACUAAAUUAUGCAGUGACCGUAGUUCCAGUAUAACACAGCCUUUAGAUAGGAGUCCUGGUACAACACAACCUUCAGAUACUAAGCUGUUCAGUGAUCCUAGUAACAAUAAGUUGUCCCGAGAUCCUAGUAGCAAUGCAACACAGCUUUCAGGUUCUAAUAGAUUGUCCCAUAAUCCUAGUAUCAAUGGAAAUAAAUCUUCAUAUACUUCAGAUCUUAAUAAAGUAUGUCGUGAUCCUAGUAUCAAUUCAAUGAGGCUUUCUGAUACUAACAAGUUGAGCCGUGAUCCUAGUAUCAUCUCAGCAAGGUCUUCAGAUCCUAACAAGUUAUCCCAUGAUCCUAGCUUCAUUUCAACAAAGUCUUCAGAUCCUAACAAGCUGUCCCGUGAUCCUAGUAUCACUUCAACAAGGCUUUCAGAUCCUAAUAAGUUGUCCCGUGAUCCUAGUAUCAUCUCAGCAAAGUCUUCAGAUCCUAACAAGUUAUCCCACGAUCCUAGCUUCAUUUCAACUAAGUUUUCAGAUCCUAAUAAGUUGUCCCGUGAUCCUAGUAUCAAUUCAACAAGGCUUUCAGAUUCUAGUAAGUUGAGCCAUGAUCCUAGUAUCAUUUCAGCAAAGUCUUCAGAUCCUAACAAGUUAUCCCGUGAUCCUAGCAUCAUUCCCCAUGAUCCCAGUGUCAUUUCAACAAAGUCGUCAGAUGCAAAUAAGUUGUCCCGUGAUCCUAGUAUCAAUUCAACAAGGCUUUCAGAUUCUAGUAAGUUGAGCCCUGAUCCUAGUAUCAUCUCAGCAAGGUCUUCAGAUCCUAAUAAGUUAGCCCGUGAUCCUAGCAUCAUUUCCCAUGAUCCUAGUGUCAUUUCAACAAAGUCUUCAGAUCCUAAUAAGUUGUCCCGUGAUCCUAGUAUCAAUUCUACAAGGCUUUCAGAUCCUAGUAAAUUGAGCCGUGAUCCUAGUAUCAACUCAGCAAGAUCUUCAGAUCCUAACAAGUUAUCCCGUGAUCCUAGCAUCACUUCAGCAAAGUCUUCAGAUCCUAAUAAGUUGUCCCGUGAUCCUAGCAUCAUUUCCCGUGAUCCUAGUGUCAUUUCAACAAAGUUUUCAGAUCCUAAUAAGUUAUCCCGUGAUCCUAGUAUCUCAACAAGGGUUUCAGAUCCUAAUCAGUUGUCCCGUGAUCCUAGUAUCAAUUCAACGAGGCUUUCUGAUACUAACAAGUUGAGCCGUGAUCCUAGUAUCAUCUCAGCAAGGUCUUCAGAUCCUAACAAGUUAUCCCAUGAUCCUAGCUUCAUUUCAACAAAGUCUUCAGAUCCUAAUAAGUUAUCCCGUGAUCCUAGCAUCAUUUCCCAUGAUCCUAGUAUUAUCUCAGCAAGGUCUUCAGAUGCUAACAAGUUAUCCCGUGAUCCUAGCAUCAUCUCAGCAAAGUCUUCAGAUCCUAAUAGGUUGUCCCAUGAUCCUAGUAUCAAUUCAACGAAGUCUUCAGAUCCUAAUAGGUUGUCCCAUGAUCCUAGUAUCAUUUCAACCAUGUCUUCAGAUCCUAAUAAAUUAUCUCAUGAUCCUAGUAUCAUUUCAGCAAAGUCUUCAGAUCCUAACAAGCUGUCCCGUGAUCCUAGCAUCAUCUCAGCAAAGUCUUCAGAUCCUAAUAGGUUGUCCCAUGAUCCUAGUAUCAAUUCAAUGAAGUCUUCAGAUCCUAAUAGGUUGUCCCAUGAUCCUAGUAUCAUUUCAGCAAAGUCUUCAGAUCUUAACAAGCUGUCCCGUGAUCCUAGUAUCAUUUUAGCAAAGUCUUCAGAUCCUAACAAGCUGUCCCGUGAUCCUAGUAUCAUUUCAGCAAAGUCUUCAGAUCCCAAUCUUAAUAAGUUGUCCCAUGAUCCUAGUAUUAUCUCAGCAAAGUCUUCUGAUCCUAAUAAGUUGUCCCAUGAUCCUAGUAUUAUUUCAGCAAAGUCUUCGGAUCCUAACAAAUUGUCCCAUGAUCCUAGUGUCAUUUCAACAAAGCUUUCAGAUCCAAGUAAGUUAAGCCGUGAGUCUAGUAUCAAUGCAAGAAAGUCUUCAGAUGCUAAUAAGUUAUCACAUGAUCCCAGUAUCAUUUCAACAAAGUCUUUAGAUAGCAACAAUAGAUUGCCAAGUGGCCAUCCUGCUGUCAAUUCAGAUACUACUACCAACACAGCAAAACCACCAGUUACUAAGAAUGUGCUGGAUCCUGAUAACUCCACAGUAGACUCUUCAGAUAUACAGAGUAAGUUAGAAUGGCUCCCAAAUGUAUCUUUAUCAAAUGUCCAAGAAGCAUCAUCAGUGACAGAAAAUGUAAAUAUACAUCACCCCUCAAACUCAAUAAAUAUUACAUCUGAUAUUGAAAUUUUAAAACAGUCAAUAGUACUCAAAUCAAUUUUAAGUAAAAAUCUACAAGACCUUUCAGACGAGUUGUUUUCUAAACCAGAUGUCUACAAAAACAAUGAAGGCAGUUCUCCACCUCCAAGUGUGCACAGCAAGCCAUCUGAUAGCACAGAUGACAAAGUGUUUGAAAAAGUCCAAGAUCUAAACAGCUGGCUUUUAUCAAAAGACCUUCUAAAUUCUCAGGUUCUUUUAAGUCCUGUAGUUAAAAAUAGUCCUCAAGAUUUACUUCCAGAAGGUGAGCCAGGAAAAUCUUCAAACAUAGAAGAUCAUGUCUCUGAAAAACUCUUAGAGGCUGCUCAAAGAAAUUUUCCAAUGAACAGAAAGAGUAGUUUCAAGAAAAAACAUUUAGUAAGUGAAGAAUCUAGCUCUGAACAUGUUUUAAAUGGUAGCAUAUAUGAGUACGUUAUCAAGCAAAUAUUCACUGCACCCAUAUUCUCACAACUGGGGAUAGGAAGAAAGACCUCAAGUGAGGUCCAGAGGGACUCAGAGGAUCAGUUGCUGACACCUUGGGAGAGAAGUGUAUCUUCACAGAUUCUCAACUAUGAAGAAAAAGGCAAUGAAGUUCACUUGUCACAGUCCAAAUCUGUCAUAAGUCAAAUAAUACAGUCCUUUCCUGUAAAUACUUUGUUAGAAUCUGGGAUAAUCAAAGUGAUAGAACUAGAUAAAGAACAUCAGAACUCUUUGUUGGACUCACAGACAACUUCUUCCACAGAGCAGUAUUCAGAUAUCAGGAGCCAAAUAAAACUUCUUUCCAGGCAGAAUACAUCUAGCAUCAACCCCCUAACCUCCUCUGUGAGCGGAGCUGAAUAUACAGAGGACUGCCAAAGUAUAUCUACACAAGAGUCAAAAUACCCAGUGACAGAUGGAAAGUCAGACUCGACAACUGAACACCAGAGUCUUGAUACAGAGGAGACAGAGCUAAGCUCCAAUUUAGAGAGUUCAAGUAGCUCACUGGAUAAAGUUAAAGACACAGACACAGCAAUGUUAAAAUCCUUCCUAAAAAAUAUCUUCAGUAUUUUCUUCAAAUACAAUCUGUCUGAAAGAAGACAACAGCCAGAAAAAGAGUCAGAAAGUCUAAUUAAACAUUCUUCAUCAAGUGGUACAGAACACUUAGAAAAAAUCCAAGAGAAUGUUAAUAAAGCAGAGAAAAAAGUAGACAGGAAACCCAUUUUAAAUCCAAAGCUGCGUGUGUUUCUAGAGAAACUCUCGGAGACAGAAGUAAAAAAUUUGAAGUCUGAGUUAAGUAAACACAUUCAGCAUUACCUUGUUGAAAGACUUACAGAAUCAGGCCAUAUCACCAAGGAGGACUUACCAACAAUCUAUCACAAGCUCUAUCUAAUGAAUGAGAAAUCAGAGUUAAAAGAGCAAAGUCCCUUUCAGGAGAAAUACUCAGAAACUGUAAAAGAAAUCAUGUCUUUUGUAAAUAAUUUUAACCAUCAUUUCAUAGAUAAACAUCUAGAAACAAAACUUAGAGCUUUUCUAAGUGAAAUUCUCCAAAAUUAUUUCCUGAAGAAUCUUUCAGUGAGUAACUUAUUCAAUGAGACAGACACUGCGGCUCUCCAUGCCGGCGUGUCUCCUGACACGGUGGCUCUCCAUGCCGGCGUGUCUUCUGACACGGUGGCUCUCCAUGCCAGCAUGUCCCCUGUGAGAAGCCAGAGUGAGCUAGGCCAAGACAUUGCAGGUGGGAACUUUGGUUCAAGCCUUAAAGUAAACAUGAAAUACCCUGUAAGCAAAUCUCUACAAAAUUAUCUUCAAGAUUUAUCAGAAAAUGAAUUAUUAAGUCUAAAAACUGAUUUGAGCAAAUACCUCCAGGUCCUCUUUAUAGAAAAACUUUAUAAGUCAGGGCUGGUGUCAGAAAGGCAGCUAAAGGGGAUCAGCCAGGAAAUUAUCUCACUCCAAUCACCUCCCAUACCACUAAAACACAUAAAAACAAAUUUGCCUUUUAGAAAUGAAAGUUACUUUAUGAGGGAGGAUUCAGAAGAGCAAAUGAAAUAUUCAAAAAAUGGUCAAAAUACAGCUUUACAAACAUUGCUUAAAGAUAAAUGUGGAGAAAUAGAACUGGCCAGAAAGGAAGAAAGGGAAAAUUCUUUCUCACAAAAUUUAAAAGAAAACCUACCAACAAUAUGGGAACAGAAAACUAUUUAUACCAGGGAAGAAGAAACGCUAAAUUUAAUACAAAUGCAUUCUUCCCUCAACAAAAAUAACCAGGCAAAUUCACUAACUAGGUCACCAGAAAGACCUUCAGACAUAUCACUUAAGAAACAGAAGAAAGAUCUUGGUUUCAUGCAGUUUACUCAAGUAGAAAGUUCUGUCUACAAAACAGAGAGUCAAGAUCCAUACAGUUGGGAUAGCAGAUCAAAAACAAUUCAACCAAAACCUUGCUUUGAAAAGAUAGUGAAAAUGAAGCAACUCGACAAAAGGGAGAACAAUAACAUUUAUAAGCUGACUGCUCAGGAAAAACUUGAUACAGAAUUUUCACCUUAUCUAAAGCUCCCUAAUUGCAAAAUACCAAAAGAAAAUGAAUCUGUAAGCAGGCUGUCCUUCCCUACAUGGCAGACUAACACCUUCCUUCAUGUCAAACCAGAGAUUGGGGAGCAAUCAAAAUUAGACCACUAUUAUCAGAGACUGAAAGGAAAUAAUAAUAACAAUAAAAAACACUUGGUUACAUUUGCACAAUUCAAAAAUGAAAUGGAAACUCUUUAUAGAAACCCAUAUGAAGUUUGCAAUGAAAAACGGGCCAAGAUCUCUGAAUCCCAGUCAUUUAAAUACAAAGAAAAUGAGAAAAACUCAAGGCCAUUCUUCUUCCCAGAAGUACUGAAGAGAGAAAACAUGAAAUCCAAAAGAAAAGAAAGAGACCACAUCACCAAACCAAAAAAGUCAUUUCACAAGAUAGUUAGGUUACUACCAGCCACACUGCCCACUACAAGACCUCAUCUCCGGAAGUCUGUGCCAAGGAGUUUACUUCACUGGACUGCAAGGAGAACUAUACAUGAUUGUUUGGAUAGAUUCGACGAUUUACACGCACCCUCAGUUAAAUGUCCUAAAAAAUCAAAAUCAAGAGCAAGAUUUUUAGGCAAGAGUCCAGAUGAUUCCCAUAAUCAGGCAAAACACUGUGCACGACCAUACACUGCUCCAGAGCCUAACAAACGACGAGAAAGUGCCGCCUGGAAAUUUGCAAGUCCUCGGAUGGUGUCAGCGGGCUUAGCUCACUUAUAUGCCACCCCAGAGUAUGAAAUCCGUAAAAUGCGGUCCAAAAGAAAAUUAAAAGAGGAUAUUGAAAAGCGUCCGCUCAUUAGUGAGAUUAUCCAGAUGCUAGACACUGCAGAAUGA